AUGCCGGCCUCGCCGACUGAGAGCAACUACUGCAUGUCGGCUCAUUCCACCACUCAAUUCUUCCCGACCUCUCAGCCGAUGCAAGUCAAUAUCGCAUCCCCUCCUACUACCCCGCUAGACAUCUAUUCUCCCUUCACAUACCAGAACGUCGCCCCGCCGAUGUCUGCCCCAGCCCAGGUGUCGAACUUCCCGGAGUACGUCAGCUGCGAUCCGGUCCCCAUGUCGGCUCGAAGCUGGGCGGACACGGGCGCGCUCUCCUCGCCGGAAUUCCAGAGCGGCCUACAAGUGCCACACUCCGCCACCGUGUCCCCCAUUGGGUAUGAUGCGGCUGUCGAGCACACUGGUCAGGCAUACGGGAUGGAGCCCGUGUCCGGAUCGCCAUCACUCAUCUACUCGAUUGAAGACGUCGAUCACCAAGGCUCGAUGGAUGAGAGGAAGCAGGCUGAGUUCAGGAUGCAUGACUUUGCCGAGCAACAUCAUGAUAGCUAUUCUGCGCAUCUGGCUUCGGUCCACAGGCCGAAGGCAUACACGUUUGCCAACAACACGACUCCGACCAACUAUCCCUCCUGA
Penicillium manginii is the source of this 570-nucleotide messenger RNA. RefSeq lists its product as uncharacterized. Lineage: Eukaryota; Fungi; Ascomycota; Eurotiomycetes; Eurotiales; Aspergillaceae. The transcript has a single exon. The record is from RefSeq and is a predicted model, not a curated record. Bases 1 to 570 code for a protein of 189 amino acids.